Molecule: messenger RNA, 1883 nt
Organism: Thamnophis elegans (Western terrestrial garter snake)
Lineage: Eukaryota; Metazoa; Chordata; Lepidosauria; Squamata; Natricidae
Gene: POLM
Product: DNA polymerase mu
Exons: 12
Coding region: 176-1717 (513 amino acids)
Biological process (GO): double-strand break repair via nonhomologous end joining
Cellular component (GO): nucleus
Molecular function (GO): DNA-directed DNA polymerase activity; DNA binding
Source: RefSeq, a predicted model, not a curated record
UCAUUCGGACCGCAGCUGGAGCAGAUAAUGCUCCUCGCGCCUUGCUUUUUGCCUUGCACUUUGUCAGCUGCAGCAGCCACUCCUCUGGGCUCGGCGGGUUGCGGGAGAGAAAGACGCGCGGACGCUUUGCGGCUUCUUGGGAAAAGGACGGGUGCGUCACACCAGUGGGCAGAUCAUGGCCCAACUGCUGGUGAAAAAACGGCGCCCUCCUCGGAUUGAGCCGGGUCAAUCAGCUAACUCCGUGUACCCAGUGCUUUUCCCCGAAGUCGUGCUCGGCCUGGUUGAGAAGAGGAUGGGCACCAGCCGGAAAACGUUCCUCACCUCCUUGGCUCGCAGCCGAGGCUUCUGUGUAGACGAUCCCUGCAGUGAGAAAGUGACUCACGUUGUGUCCGAAGGCAAUUCUGGAGAUGAGGUGGUUGAGUGGCUGAAGAAGAAUGGAAGGCCACCUGCCAAAGCAGGUGUAGGAGAUGGGCCAGCUCUGCUGGACUUCAUCUGGUUCACGGAGAGCAUGGGUGCCAGUCGGCCCGUUGAGAUUGAACCCAGGCAUCGGCUGAAGGUGGCCACUCCUAUAGGGCCACCAGAAGAAAAAGGCCAGGUGGCCCCCUACAUCUGCCAGAGACGGACUCCCCUGCUGCACCACAACUCCACACUCACGGAGGCCCUCGAAACUAUGGCGGAAGAGGCGAAAUUCAAUGGCAGUGAGGGUCGCAGCUUGGCCUUUUCCAGGGCGGCUUCGGUGCUUAAGGCCCUGCCCUGGAGGGUUGACAGGAUUCAGCAGCUCCAUACUGUGCCUUGCAUUGGGGAGCAUUCGCGGAGAAUCAUCCAGGAAAUGCUGGAAGAUGGGAUCUCUGCAGAGGUGGAGAAAGUCAGACAAUCGGAGAGAUACCGGACAAUGAAGCUUUUCACAAAGAUCUUUGGAAUUGGAGUAAAGAUAGCCAGCCAGUGGUACCAGGAAGGCCUCAGGACGCUCGCUGACUUAUCAUUGCACCAGGUAAAAUUGAACAAAGAACAACAAGCAGGACUUAUUCAUUAUGAAGACCUCAAUACCCCUGUGGAGCUCUGGGAAGCCGAGGCCAUCAGCCAGGUGGUCCGCCAGGUGAUUGAGCAGAUUUUGCCUGGAGCGACAGUCACGCUGACCGGGGGAUUUAGGAGAGGGAAGCCACGUGGCCACGAUGUGGACUUGCUUAUCACCCAUCCUUCUGAAGGUGAAAAAAUGGGACUCCUGCCCAAAGUCAUCAAUAUCCUGGAUAGGCAGGGCUUCUUGCUGUAUCACAGUUUCCACCGAAGCAGCCUCCUCUCACUCGAAGAUGAAGAGCUGUGGGUUAGCGGUGGUUCGAGCCACAUGGACCACUUUGAGCGCUGCCUCUCCAUCUUUCAACUCGGGGACCAUCUUACUGGAAGCCAUCCAGGGGUUGUAGGGGCCGCCGCUGUUCAGACCGCUGGCACCUCUGGCAGGUCCCGUCCCCGAAAAGCUGUGCGGGUGGACUUGGUGGUGACCCCCUAUGGCCAGUUUCCGUUUGCUUUGCUCGGCUGGACCGGCUCACGGAAUUUUGAACGAGACCUCCGCCGUUUCUCUAAGCGGGAGAAGAAAAUGACCCUCAAUAGCCAUGGUCUCUAUCACCUGGAGCAGAAAAUUUUCCUGCCUGCUGCGUCCGAGGAAGAGAUUUUCCUGCAUUUAGGACUGGAGUAUAUACUGCCUGAAGAGAGGAAUGCUUGAGCCAUUGUUGUACAAAGUCCUUUUUUCACCCUAUGGAAUUCACAAAUGAAUGAGAAUCACCCAGGUUACAUUUCAUAUAACUUUCACUCGUGUGUGUGUGUGUGUUCUCUCUAAUACAUGAUUUAUUUCUGGGUUGUGUCAAUGAAACUUUAGAAAAUACAUCACU